Molecule: messenger RNA, 5415 nt
Organism: Doryrhamphus excisus (bluestripe pipefish)
Lineage: Eukaryota; Metazoa; Chordata; Actinopteri; Syngnathiformes; Syngnathidae
Product: serine/threonine-protein kinase NIM1
Biological process (GO): protein phosphorylation; intracellular signal transduction; microtubule cytoskeleton organization
Cellular component (GO): cytoplasm
Molecular function (GO): ATP binding; tau-protein kinase activity
Source: RefSeq, a predicted model, not a curated record
GAUAAUGAAUCGCCUCAUGAACACCAUUAGAGACAGUGUUGUUUACCGUGGCUUUAGCGAUGAUAAAGACGGACUCCUGGCUGGCUAGGGACACAUCUGGGUCGGUCUUCAUCAAGGCCUUGAUUCGCGCCAGCGGUAGUUUGGAGAGCCGGCUAUGACCCCCUGUGGCCGCGAGGCCCGUCAUCUCCUCCGUCGUCUUUGCGCACCCCCGACUUUCUUCCUCGCUUCCACCGCGGUCAGGCUCCAGUUCCGUGUGGGUGACAGGCGACGCUAGUGUCGCUGCCAUUUUUUCCUUUCUUCCACUGUAGCCAAAAGUAUAUCUUUUGUCGUGACAAAACAGGCGAACAUUAGCAUGUGUUUCCGGUGUCCCUGAGUUUACCGUGCGCUGAUUGGUCAAAAAGCUUCUCAUAUGUCCCGCCUUUUCCUCUCCCGCCAACUAAAAUGUCGUCUGUGAUUGGCUUCACGGGAAACUAACGCUUUGCCAUUGGCCGGAAGUGCACGCUCAUCGAAAAUGUUUUGCUGCCUUAAGAGCGUUUAAAGCUAUAAAUACUUUCAUCACACAGGCUCAAUGGAUUGUCUAAUGAAGAUAGCUUCACUUGUUCAGUCGCAGUCAAGUGUUGCAGCCUGAGAGACAGUAUGAAGGACUCACAACAUGCAGCCUUGAAAACAAAGCUUUGGCCAAAGCAGAACGGCCAUAAAAAAGCCAAAGAUGAGUCGCAGAAGCUGGAAAAGAUCCCCAAGUCGCCACCUUCUGCUUUUGCUGUUUCUGUGAGAAGAGUCGUCCCGCAGCUGAGCGAUGCUGAGAGGAUGCGGCAGGCGCCAUUCGAGAGGGCGGUCUACGACCUGGCACACAACGAGAGGAUGGUCAAUGACAUCAUCCUCGGGCGCAGGGUUGGAUUCUACGAGCUACGCGGAGAGGUUGGGCAGGGUAACUUCUCCUCUGUCAGAUUGGGCAUCCAUGCUUUGACCAAAGAAAGAGUAGCAGUGAAGAUCAUGGACAAGCAGCGCCUGGAAAAGGGAGGCGAGGCUUUUGCCUUCUCAGAAAUCCGCUGCAUGGAAAAGCUGUGUCACCCCAACGUGGUGCGUCUGUACGAGGUGAUGGAGACCAGCAGGAAGCUCUACCUGGUGAUGGAGUACGGCAGCGGCGGCGACCUGUUCUCUCGUAUCACCACGAGGGGGAAGCUGACCGACUUUGAGUCCAAGCUGAUCUUUGCACAAGUGGUGUCUGCUGUGAAACACAUGCAUGACAACAACAUCAUCCACAGGGACCUCAAGGCUGAGAACAUAUUCUACACCACCAGCUACUGCAUCAAGGUGGGUGACUUUGGCUUCAGCACCGAGAGGGGACCCAACGAGCCGCUCACCAAUUUCUGUGGCUCCCCACCGUAUGCAGCACCUGAACUCUUUCGGGAAAAAGGCUAUAUGGGAUGCUACUCGGACAUCUGGGCUUUAGGUAUUCUUCUCUACUUUAUGGUGACCACCACUUUGCCUUUUUUCGGGGACAGUUUGAGGAGGUUGAAGCGUUGCAUCCUUCAGGGGUCCUACAGCAUCCCCGCCUAUGUGUCUGACCAGUGCCAGAUUGUCAUCAAAGGCAUGUUGCGUCCAGUACCAGUGGACCGCUCCUCUCUUCGCCAAAUAUCAGACAGCGAUUGGCUCAGGGGGAUCGAGCGCCCUCGUCCUUACGUAUCCCUGCCUCUGUCCCCGGCCCACUUUGCUCAGGCUGCUCCGGUUCUAAGUGAAGAAGAGGAAGAAGUGAAAACUCUAAUGUCUGAUCUGGGAAUUUUGGCACUUCAUUUGCAAAACAACCCCUGUUCAGACUCCAAGAGCCCACUGACCGGUACUUACCGCAUCCUACUGCACCGGGUGCAGAAGAGGAGGUCUGUGGAGGCUUUGGGCUAUGCGGCGCUUCGGCCAGAUGAGUGCAAGAGUUCGGCCAACUGGUGUGUAGCGUCUGUGGACAAACACAACCCCUCUGCUGUCUGUCUUAUACUCUGACACAAUGGAAUAUGUGGGUGCUCACUCCUUCACCACUUAAGUGGGGUUGGUUGGGCGGUGGGGGGGUGGCAGAUUGAAAAACCCCGUUUUACGGUAUGCAUGUCUUUAUGAAGAGACUCUUAUCCUUUUGAAUGAAACCUUGGUUUUCCAACACCCAGGUUCUCACUGAUCAUAUAAUAUUGCGCUAGAGCAAAUGUUGAAUCUUCCGCUUAUUAAUAAAGCCCAACCCCACUUGGAGAACUUGGAGAAUAUAUACGUAUACAUAUAUACCGUAUUUUCCGGACUAUAAGUCGCACUUUUUUUAUAGGUUGGCUGUGUGACUUAAUGUGACUUAUACUCCAGUGCGACUUAUGUAUUUUUUUUCUACCUAAUUAUGCAUUUUUGGCUUUGUGCGACUUAUACUCCGGAGCGACCUAUAGUCCAGAAAAUAUGGUAUAUAUAUACUAGUCCUUCUCAAAAAAUUUGCAUAUUGUGAUAAAGUUCGUUAUUUUCUGUAAUGUACUGAUAAACAUUAGACUUUCAUAUAUUUUAGAUUCAUUACACACAACUGAAGUAGUUCAAACCUUUGUUUUAAUAUUGAUGAUCGCGGCAAAAAAGUAAAGCAAAAAUAAAAAUCCCCAUCUAAAAAAAUUUGCAUAUUCCAUCUGACCAAUAAAAGUGUUUUUAAUACAAAAUAAAAGGCUUGAACUACUUCAGUUGUGUGUAAUGAAUUUUUUGAGAUAGGGAUUUUUGGUUUUUCUUUACUUUUUUGCCACAAUCAUCAAUAUUAAAACAAAAGGUUUGAACUACUUCAGUUGUGUGUAAUUAAUCUAAAAUAUAUGAAAGUCUAAUGUUUAUCAGUACAUUACAGAAAAUAACGAACUUUAUCACAAUAUGCAAAUUUUAGGGGUUUUUUGUACUUUUUUGCCACAAUCAUCACUAUUAAAACAAUAAAAGGCUUGAACUACUUCAGUUGUGUGUAGUGAAUCUAAAAUAUAUGAAAGUCUAAUGUUUAUCAGUACAUUACAGAAAAUAACGAACUUUAUCACAAUAUGCAAUUUUUUUGAGAUAGGGAUUUUUGUUUUUUCUUUACUUUUUUGCCACAAUCAUCAAUAUUAAAACAAUAAAAGGCUUGAACUACUUCAGUUGUGUGUAAUUAAUCUAAAAUAUAUGAAAGUCUAAUGUUUAUCAGAGCAUUACAGAAAAUAACGAACUUCAUCCCAAUAUGCUAAUUUUUUGAGAUAGGGAUUUUUGGUUUUUCUUUACUUUUUUGCCACAAUCAUCAAUAUUAAAACAAUAAAAGGUUUGAACUACUUCAGUUGUGUGUAGUGAAUCUAAAAUAUAUGAAAGUCUAAUGUUUAUCAGUACAUUACAGAAAAUAACGAACUUUAUCACAAUAUGCAAAUUUUAGUUUUUUUUUUUUUACUUUUUUGCCACAAUCAUCACUAUUAAAACAAUAAAAGGCUUGAACUACUUCAGUUGUGUGUAGUGAAUCUAAAAUAUAUGAAAGUCUAAUGUUUAUCAGUACAUUACAGAAAAUAACGAACUUUAUCACAAUAUGCUAAUUUUUUUGAAAUAGGGAUUUUUGGUUUUUCUUGCCUUUUUUGCCACAAUCAUCACGAUUAAAACAAUAAAAGGCUUGAACUACUUCAGUUGUGUGUAAUGAAUCUAAAAUAUAUGAAAGUAUAAUGUUUAUCAGUACAUUACAGAAAAUAAUAAACUAUCACAAUAUGCAAUUUUUUUGAGAUAGGGAUUUUUGUUUUUUCUUUACUUUUUUGCCACAAUCAUCAAUAUUAAAACAAUAAAAGGCUUGUGUGUAAUGAAUCUAAAAUGUAUGAAAGUGUAAUGUUUAUCAGUACAUUACAGAAAAUAACUAACUUUAUCACAAUAUGCUAAUUUCUUGAGAAUGGAUCUCCAUCAGGUACAUUUAUUUUGAUAAUCUUAUCAUUACAUGCUGCUUUAUUUGCUGUAAAAUGUUGCUAAAUAUGUGCAUAUUGUGGACAUCCUGUCCAGCCAUUGGGGCAGAUAGUAUUAUUGAGAUUAAGAUUUUGAUUUUGUCCUGUCAUUGACCAAAACAGCAAUGGAAUAGGAGCAUGUGUAUGUGUGUAAGUCUGUCUGUAGAAGAGGACAUUUCCUUUGGGAACACGAUGGAGUGCUUUUGCUUUCAGAUUGAAAUUCUUUAUGGACUUAGCAUGUCCACUUAAUGCCGUGCUAAUCUUUGACAGCCGCCUGCCAGUGUCUGAUCAGCACUGAUGCUAAUGAUAAGCUUUUUGUCCAUUCCCGCCAAGCCAACCCUGUUCCCACAGGAAUGGACACGUUGUGUGUGCACGCCACCCUGGCUUGUUGUUUAUGUAAGAAUCUUGCUCAAUCUUCAUUCCAAAUCCAAAGUCCUCCUUAAUGCUGUAUUUAUGAAAAGUCAUCCAGUAAGUGAUUAUACCUUUGGCUGUGCUAAUGUGCGCCAUUUGCUAACAGCAUACAGGUAUCGAACACAGAAAGGGUUAAAAAACAUUUAGCUUAAUUACUAAGGUGAAUGUUGAUUCGUUAAUAACCCAAUCAUCAUUUAUUUCAUGACAAAUUAUGUACAAUGUAGGCUGCACGGCUAGCAGACUCGAGUUCGAUUCCACCCUCGGCUUCCUCCCCCAUUCCAAAAACAUGCUAGGUUAAUUGCCGAGUCCAAAUUGUCCAUAGGUAUGAAUGCGAGUGGGAAUGGUUGUUUGUCUAUAUGUGCCCUGUGAUUGGCUGAUUGGGCUAGGAGGCCACGCCUCCCCACAUGGCACCCAUUUUUAGUCAGAAGAACAUGUUGGAUCUAGACUUGAUAAGUUGGUCUACAUAGAUGGGUUUGUUGACAUAAAUGCAACACUAAAUAAACAACCAAUACUCUCUGCAGUUAAGUACUGUUGAUAAAGACUGCCACUCCAAAAUCUUCAUUUGCUUUGGAACCCAAGGAACACAUUCUCCUUCAGCACAAUUCAUGCUCCCAUUAAUUGGGUCCUGAAGCAGCAGACCAUCACACUACCACCACCAUAUUUUACUGUUGCUAUGAAAUGCUUUUAAACCAGACCACAGAGUAUUUUCCCAAAGGUCUUGGGGAUCAUUAAGAUUUUUUUCUGGCCAAAUGGAGAUCAGCCUUAAUGUUCUUUUUGUUCAGCAGUGAUUUUGGUCUUGGAACUCUGCUUUGCAGGCCGUUUUUGCCCAGUGUGGAGUCAUGAACACGGACCUUAACUGAGGCAAGCGAGGCCUGCACUUCUUUGUAUGUUGUUGUGUGUGGAUGUUGAUGUGGUCUUUUGUGGGGUUUUCAUGGGGUUAUUUUGUUUGGCCGGCCAUUUGUGAAUAAUGGCUCUUACUGCGGUUGGCUAGAGUCCCAAAGUUGUAGAAAUGGCUUUAAAAUCUUUUCCACAUUGAUAGAUCUCAAUUAAUCUCACUUUAAGUUAUGUUGUGCGG